Messenger RNA from Cercopithifilaria johnstoni, 1581 nucleotides. NCBI's taxonomy places the organism in Eukaryota, Metazoa, Nematoda, Chromadorea, Rhabditida, Onchocercidae. The record is from the annotation of a GenBank genome assembly.
AUGGGGAAAAAGCAGCAUCAAAAGGAUAAGUUGUAUUUGACAACUACUGAGUGGAAAGAAACUUAUGGCGGUCACAAAGACGAUGUCGGUAGGCGCAUGCAACGAGCAUUGUUCAAACGUCUGCCAAUUACACAUUGCUCUCUAUCAUUACUGCCAUUUGAGGAUCCCGUUUGUUCACGAGACGGAAUCAUUUUUGAUUUAACACAAAUUAUUCCAUACUUAAAAAAGUAUGGUGUCAAUCCCGUAACUGGCAAAAAAAUGACAACAAAAGAGUUGAUUCAUCUGAAAUUUGACAAAGAUAGUGAUGGUAAUUUUCGAUGUCCUGUUACGUUUCGUGUCUUCACACCUACUAGUCAUAUUGUGACCAUCUGCCAAACAGGAAAUGUAUAUUCACUUGAGGCUGUCGAAGAAUUGAACUUGAAACGCGGACAUUUGAGAGAUCUUCUAACCGAUGAACCAUUUCAAAGGAAGGAUAUCAUUACUCUCCAGGAUCCAAAUCACUUGGAAAAGUUUAACAUUGAACAAUUUCACCAUGUGAAACUAGAUUUAAAGACGAAAUCUGAAAUUGAAGCUGAAAAGAGAGCCAUGGAAGAUCCGAAAUUUUAUAUCCGACGAAUGAAUAAUGAAACUAAGGAAGUUUUGGAAAGGCUAGCGAAAGAAUAUGUCCCGGCAAAAAAAGAAGAAAUAGAAGAGGAAGAAGCAGAUGAAAUUAAUGCAGCACAUUACAGUCAAGGUCGCGUAGCUGCAGGACUGACGUCAACGACUAUGGAGCCUGUAACACGCCAGAAGGCAGCUACACUUGAUGCUGAUACCGUUAAAUAUGCAAGGGUAAACAAGAAUGGUUAUGUAAGAAUCGUAACUAAUUAUGGUGCAAUAAAUCUUGAAUUAUAUUGCAAAGACGUUCCAAGAACUUGUGAAAACUUUAUCAAGCACUGCAGAAAUGGUUAUUAUAAUAAUACCAAGUUUCACCGGGUCAUUCGGAACUUUAUGAUGCAAGGAGGAGAUCCGACAGGUACUGGCAAAGGGGGUGAUUCUAUUUGGAAAAAGCCUUUUAAGGAUGAAAUCAUAUCAUCCCUUAGUCAUAAUCAACGCGGCAUACUGAGUAUGGCAAAUCAGGGAACAGAUACGAAUAAAUCGCAAUUCUUUAUUACUUUUCGGUCAUGUAGUUACCUGGACGGCAAACAUACUAUUUUUGGGCGUGUUGUGGGCGGUACCGGAACAUUGAACGCUGUUGAAAAGAUAGAAACUGAUGAAAGUAACCGUCCAAUUGUAGAUGUGAUUUUUCUCAAUUCAGAAAUUUUUGUUGACCCUUUCGAAGAGGCUGAAAUAGCAGUGGAAAAGGAAAGGGAAAAUAUUCGCUUAGCGAAAGCUAGUCAAGAAAGUGAAAUAGUAAUAAGUGCGCCUGCUGCAGUAACACAAAUUCCAAAACCGAAGAAAUAUGGUGCGGGCGUCGGAAAGUAUAUAAAUUUGCCAGAAUUAGCCGCCGCGACGAAGCGCAUGGCGAACGACAUCGCUGAAUACGACAUAGCUAAAAAGACUGUUAAGCCAAAUCAGAUUUUUGGUAAUUUUUCAUCCUGGUAA